UCAAGCCAUGAUUUCUUCCCCUUUGUUCUGCUGGUUUUGGAGCACUGCUGUUCCUACCCAAGGCUGCUUGGGAGUCAUCUGGCACUCAAGCCGCUCUGUCUUUACCAGGCAGAGGAGAGAAACGAUGCUGAGUAUAUUUCCAGUUCUUUGCAUGUUGGGCUUCUAACUCCCACACCACCGACUUGUUUCUCCUGCUGUGCCCUGGAUGGAAUUAAAAGAGUGAGUUAUCUUCAGCAUGGGGGAACAGAACCACUCUCCUGGGAAGGAGCUUCAGCACUGGACACGAACAGAGUCUCCAGGAAAGAGAAGCUGGCACUCCCAGGCCUACACCCUUGGGGCCGUUUCCAACUUUAUGUCUACUUUUCUGACCUUUCCUAUCUAUAAGGUUGUGUUCCGGCAACAGAUCCAUGCUGUGGCGGUGUCAGAGGCUGUGCGGCAGCUUUGGCAUGAAGGCCCUCAAUACUUCUACCGGGGAAUCUACCCGCCUCUUCUCUCCAAGACGUUGCAAGGGACUCUGCUGUUUGGGACUUAUGAUAGCCUGCUGUAUUGUCUCUCCCCUGUUGGGCCACACUCCCUGGGACACCGCUGGGCUGCAGGGCUCAUGUCUGGUGUAGUAGAGGCUGUGGCACUCAGCCCCUUUGAAAGGGUGCAGAAUGUGCUCCAGGAUGGUCGCAAGCAAGCUCGCUUUCCCAGCACCUUCAGCAUUCUCAAGGAAUUCCACUCUUAUGGGCUUUGGGGGCGGCUGUCACUGGGUUACUAUCGCGGUUUCUGGCCUGUCCUUCUCAGGAACAGCCUGGGGAGUGCUCUGUAUUUCUCCUUCAAGGAUCCCAUUCAGGAUAGCUUGGCAGAGCAAGGCCUGCCCCAUUGGGUUCCUGCCUUGGUGUCUGGGAGUGUCAAUGGAACAAUCACCUGCCUAGUUCUGUAUCCUCUGAUUGUGCUAGUUGCCAAUAUGCAGUCCCAUAUUGGCUGGCAGAGCAUGCCAAGCCUGUGGGCCUCUGCCCAGGACGUGUGGGACACUCGGGGCCGAAAGGUGUUCCUGAUCUACCGUGGAGGUUCCCUGGUCAUCCUAAGGUCCAGCGUGACAUGGGGCAUCACUACUGCUAUCCAUGACUUCCUCCAGAGGAGGUAUCGUUCCAGGAAAGAGCUGAAAGACUGACUAGCUGCAGGCAGUGUGACCAUGGCAACUUGUUAUUCUAAGCCUUCCUGGGUUGGUUUAAAUAGCUUACUUCUUUAGCUUGGUCACCUAAUACAACUAUUCUUUAGCAUCUUUCAACUGUCAGUGCACUCGAGAACUUCCCAACUACCAGCCUGUUGGGCAAAGACAAAGCCAACAGUGUUCCUUGGUUAGCAAAAGAAAUUCACCCCGGUCUAUCCACAGCUUCAACAGGCUCAGACCCAGAAAGCCUUUAAGUAACUUGUAACCCACAUGAAAUGUCAUUCCUUUAAGGAAUUCACUGACUCUAAAAGAUGUGAAUAAGAGGAAACUCUAAGAUGACCUUAAUUAGGCACUGUGAGUUCUGGGACCCCUCCAGUUGUCCUCUGGACCAAACUGAGUGGAGGACCAGGAAUUCCAAUUUCAGAGAACUAAGCUUAACUCUUAGGAUGGGGAUUCCAUAGACUUUCUCAGAUGGCUACAUUUUCAUGACAUUGUUCACUACUCCUGCCACCACCACUCUCACUUCUCAUGGCUAUGGGUACUAGUUUCAGGGUAGCAGUUAUGGCUGGAAAUCCUGAGUUAGACUUGUCUCAACUGAUCAUGUGCCACAAGAACAGGUGGGAGUGGGAAGAAGUGUGGUCCCUGGAUGGAUGGGAAGAAUAGACUUUGAGGGAAGAGGUUUAGUUGCAUGCAGAAUAGAAAAUUCUACUAUAGGUUGAUUGGUGUUAAAUGCUGGGACAUUUUUUAUAGCAAGGCAAUAACAUUGCCUAGAAACCACUUGAGUUUCCCUAAGAAAUCUGGAACUGAAAUGACUAUAUCUCUUCAUAAAUAAUUGCAUAUUUUAUUGCUGUGGAUAAAUAUAGUUACUGUGACAUAAGUUAAAGAUCUGAAAUUAUAGCCUGUCAUUCAGAGCCAUUCAAAAUAUGGUCCCCAUAAAACUUGUAGCAUUUUAUCACACCAUUCCCACUUACAUAGAUCCUAUAUACUAGCCAAACUGGACUAUUGUUCCCUCCCCAAACAUGUGACUAGCUUACCCAUGGCCAUGCUUUGGCCCACACUAUUUUCUCCACCUACAAUACCCAUUCUCCACAUGCCAGUCUGCCAAAAUCCUUCCAGUUUCUCAAAGCCCAGCUCAUAUGCCACCUUCUCUUAGGAGCCUUUUCUGAUUAUCCCUAACUGAAUGUGAUUGCCCUUAACUGAAUGUGACAUUAGUCUCGUGUGAUGCCCCUCUCCA
Molecule: messenger RNA, 2390 nt
Organism: Kogia breviceps (pygmy sperm whale)
Lineage: Eukaryota; Metazoa; Chordata; Mammalia; Artiodactyla; Physeteridae
Source: RefSeq, a predicted model, not a curated record